UUUUUACAAAAUGGCGACCAAAAUACUGACGAACCGCCGCAUUUUAGAAUGCGCCCGCAAUUCACGCUUUACGAGUCACUAUCCCAAGCUCCUUAACCCGGACAUAGAAUCGGAAUACGUGUACACCAAAGAACCCAAGUAUCCGCCGAUCUUAGAUACCCACCACAAAGCCACCUUGAGGCGCGCGCGAGAGGAAUGGAGAGAGAGCAUCAAGGCGAUGCCCACUGUUCAACAGAAACUGGGCAAGAUGACCGAAAAGGGUCUGCAGUUCUGUUAUUUGGCGCAGCCGGAUACCCUGUACUACAACUGCCUCCCCGCAUACCAGUACGCAACGCGGACGCACCUGAUCGAAAGUCUGCCGGACGUGUACGAGAAAAUCGACGUCGAGGACGCGUACGCGCGACUCAAACCUCAUCUCGUCGAUGCUAUCGCCACUGAGUUGGAGUUGUUCGAAAGCGGCGACAAAUGCAGGGAGAAUCCUUCCGAGUCCAUAAAACAGGAGAAAAUCAUCGCCAGUGUUCUGUCGGUGUUGUUGAGAGGCCUGGCCAAGGACGCGCCUCACCUUCAGACCUCGCAGGUGGAUUAUAGGCCACGUUGCGAUGCCUUCUGGAAGCAUGGCCGAUACUACCCAAAUGAAAGGAGACGAUUCAGAGACAGGGACACCAUGACCAUGAAUUUGCAGUUCAUGGAUACACCUGAUGCUCAAGUCCGGAUUACCAAACCUCUUCCUGUUAUAGUGAGCAUGGAUGACCCACUCGUACGUAGCCAAGAGGUUCCAGACUUUCCUUACCACCCUUCUUACAUGAAGUUCAAGUGGAAAAAGAAGUAUCAGACAAGUUUGCCUGGUACUUGGCCCCUCCACGAGUGCAACUUUCCUUUGCUGACCAUACGGCAGCGCAGUCAGUUGAUUGGUCACCACGAUUCUCCAUUCAAAACAGCUGAAGAGGUGCAAGAUGCCGCAAAUGCUGCAGCCAUACUGUCAGGCUUUGGCUGGCUCAAUGGAGUGGCAACACAGCUGGGGUUCACAAUUUAUCACGACCCAACCUAUCCUCUGGUCAGCCAUGUUGUCAAUACAGAUGGACAACACUGGACGUUUGCAGUCUACCAACUGAACACACUUCGUUUACAUUACGACUAUUAUGAAAGCAACCCGCUUCGUAACCUGUGCUGGUCGUCCGGCAAUCUACGUCUCUUCGAAGCGUACGAGAAUGGAGAACUGAAAGGCAUUGACGACAGUGUGUUUAAGCUCCUGCUCCGGUUCGUGCUUCGCCAACCUGAAGCACCUGAAGGGAUCGAGCUUCGUCCAUACCUAGGCGUGGACACUCGACCCGAAGAAGAGAGGCAAGAGCAGCUGAAAUCGUGGAUGAUGACCUAUGACUGCCGCUUCAAUCUGAGAGAGGCUAUCAAGAACGAAGUGCCGAUGUGGGUCAAGAUCUACAAGUGGCAUAAAGAUGCUCCGCCCUCGCCACACAUUAAUCUAAAGUAGUAUGUUCUCUUGCGUCAGUGUAUAGCCGUUACUUUCUUGUUUCAAUUAUUAUUUUUUUUUUUUUCAGUAAAGUUUUGAUAUUUAAAAAGGAA
Messenger RNA from Rhipicephalus microplus (southern cattle tick), 1578 nucleotides. Its product is annotated as mitochondrial ribosomal protein S30. Gene Ontology annotation, biological process: translation. The record is from RefSeq and is a predicted model, not a curated record. Gene Ontology annotation, molecular function: structural constituent of ribosome. Gene Ontology annotation, cellular component: ribosome; mitochondrial large ribosomal subunit; mitochondrion. NCBI's taxonomy places the organism in Eukaryota, Metazoa, Arthropoda, Arachnida, Ixodida, Ixodidae.